Messenger RNA from Tetrahymena thermophila SB210, 1620 nucleotides. RefSeq names its product kinase domain protein. Gene Ontology annotation, cellular component: cytosol; nucleus; perinuclear region of cytoplasm. Lineage: Eukaryota; Ciliophora; Oligohymenophorea; Hymenostomatida; Tetrahymenidae. Gene Ontology annotation, molecular function: small GTPase binding; GTPase activator activity. The record is from RefSeq and is a predicted model, not a curated record. Gene Ontology annotation, biological process: nucleocytoplasmic transport; activation of GTPase activity. The transcript is spliced from 19 exons.
AUGAUACAAAAUAAAUAAUAAUUUUAUGAUCUAUUAAAUUGUAUAUACUCUUCGCUUUCAUCUCAUAAGACUCUCCAUAUUGUCCUAUAACGAAGUUUAAUUAAUGAUAAAACUGUAUUAGAUAUAGGUUCUACCUUAGAAAAGUGCACUAAUCUAGAAGAUUUGAUACUUAAUCUUAGUUACAAUUUAAUUAGUUGUUAAGGAGCAUCAGUUCUAGGUUCUGCUUUAGAAAAGUGCUAUAAUCUCAAAAUUUUGGUACUUACCCUUAAUGCUAAUGAAAUUGGUGAAAUAGGAUCAUCAGGCUUAUGUUCUGGUUUAGGAAAAUGUAUUAAUCUCUAAGAUUUGAAACUUUAUCUCAGUAACAAUUAAAUUGCAGAUGCAGGAGCAUCAGGCUUAGGUUCUGGUUUAGCAAAUUGUAUUAAUCUCUCAAAUUUGACACUUGAUCUUAUUGGAAAUUAAAUUACUGCAUAAGGAUUAUCAGGCUUAUGUUCUGCUUUAACAAGUUGUACUAAUCUCUCAAAUUUGGUUUUGUUUCUAACUAAUAAUUAAAUAAGUGAUGAAGAUGCAUCAAGCGCUUUUAAUUUAGCAAAGUGCACUAAUCUCUCUAAUUUGACGCUUUAUCUUAAUAAUAAUAAAAUUGGUGUAGAAUUUGCAUCACUCCUAGGUUCUGCUUUAGUAAACUGCACUAAUAUAUCAUAUUUGAAUCUAGACCUUAGCUACAAUUAAAUUGAUGAUGAAGGUGUCUCUAACUUAGGUUAAGCUUUAGCAAGUUGCACUAAAAUCUCAAAUUUGACCCUUAUAUUUAAUCACAAUUAAAUUGGUGAGAAAGGAGAAUUUGGCUUAGGUACUGCUCUAGCAAAAUGUACUAAUAUCUCAAAAUUAAAACUUGAUCUUAAUCAAAAUUAAAUUGGUGCUAUUGGUAUAUCACACUUAGAUUCUGCUUUAGCAAAUUGUACUAAUCUCUCAAAUUUGACCCUUAAUAUCUCAAAUAAUUAAAUUAAUGAUGAAGGUGUAUCAGAAUUAUGUUCUGCUUUAGGAAAGUCCACACAUUUUUCAAAUUUGACACUUGAUCUAUGUUACAAUAACAUUAGUGAUAAAGGAGUAUAAGGUUUAGGCAUUAAUUUAGCAAACUGUACUAAUCUCUCAAAUUUAACACUUUAUCUGAGUAACAACUAAAUUUGCACUACUGGAGUAUCAGCCUUAUGUUCUACUUUAGCAAAUAUCACUAAUCUCUCAAAAUUGGAACUUAAUCUUAGUCAUAAUUAAAUUGGUAAUCAAGUAUAAUCAGGCUAAGGUUUUGCUUUAGCAAAAUGGACUAAUCUCUCAUAUUUAUUUCUUGAUCUUAGUAACAAUUAAAUUGGUGAUGAGGAUAUAUCAGAUUUAGGUUCUGCUUUAGCAUAAUGCACUAAUCUCUAGUAUUUGAUGCUUUUACUUUAUUACAAUUAUAUUGGUGACGAAGGUGCCUCAGAAUUAGGUUUAGCUUUAGGAAAGUGCACUAAUCUUUCGUAAUUGACACUUUGGCUUAAUAAAAAUGAAAUCAAUAAACCAGAACUAUUGAAAAUAAAGAGCAAGUAUCUUAAAUCAAAAAGAUUAGUUGUCUUUAAAUCAAUUUUCUAUUGA